Molecule: messenger RNA, 675 nt
Organism: Caenorhabditis briggsae
Lineage: Eukaryota; Metazoa; Nematoda; Chromadorea; Rhabditida; Rhabditidae
Exons: 2
Coding region: 1-675 (224 amino acids)
Source: RefSeq, a predicted model, not a curated record
AUGAAAUGCUUAAGCCUUGUAGGCACGAGCUGGGCAUGGACAAUAUCCAGCAUCUGGUCCUGGAGCAGCAUCCUCUCCACGAACUCCUGGAGUUCCGUUCUUUCCUGGUGGUCCUGGUGGUCCUGGACGUCCAGCGUUUCCUGGCUUUCCAGACUCUCCAUCGUUUCCUGGGGCUCCUGGUUGUCCAGCUGGUCCAGCCUCUCCACGUGGUCCUGGUGGUCCUGGACGUCCUGGUUGUCCUGGCUUGUACUCCGUUCCUGGCUCUCCACGUGGUCCUGGUGGUCCUGGUCUUCCGGCGUUUCCUGGACGUCCAGCAUCUCCUCCCUCUCCUGGAGCUCCUGGUCCUCCUGGUGGUCCUGGUGGUCCCUUGCGUCCGUUGUCUCCAGAUGGUCCAGCUGGUCCAACCUCUCCUGGUGGUCCACGUGGUCCUGGGCGUCCUGGUGGGCAUUGAAUGCAACCUCCUGGAAGAUCGUGAACAAUAGCGACGACCUCUCCGGCGAGUCCUGGCUUUCCAUCGUCUCCGUCUGGUCCGGAUUCUCCUUGUGGUCCUUGCUCUCCUGGAGUUCCUGGUGGUCCUGGUGGGCAUCCCUCGGAACGUGGUCCACAGUUACAUUGUUCUGGGAAUCCAGAUUGACGAGAUCUACGAACUCCGAAGAGAGAAACAAAAAAAAAUAA